Molecule: messenger RNA, 4588 nt
Organism: Rattus rattus (black rat)
Lineage: Eukaryota; Metazoa; Chordata; Mammalia; Rodentia; Muridae
Gene: Scarb2
Product: scavenger receptor class B member 2
Exons: 12
Coding region: 334-1770 (478 amino acids)
Biological process (GO): protein targeting to lysosome; receptor-mediated endocytosis
Cellular component (GO): lysosome; membrane; cytoplasm
Molecular function (GO): scavenger receptor activity
Source: RefSeq, a predicted model, not a curated record
ACCGCCGCGCCGCCGCGGCUUGCUGGCGAGCCCCACCGACCCGCGUCACCGCUCUGCGCGCUCCCUGCACCUCCCGGGCUGCAGCAGCCCGAGAAAACGAAAGCCAGGCGAUCCCAGCACCCGCGAUCGCGCGGGCUCUGUGCUCCGAGGGCCGUGCUCGCCUGGUGCCUACUCCAGGGCUGUGUACACCGCGCAGGCGGCGGCUGAGCCCGCACCAGGAGGGCGCGGGAGCCGCAGGGCCCCGGAGCUUUGGGCGACUGUUACGCGGCCUUGGCCGAGGCUCUUCCUUGCUCGCCGUUCUGUCGCGGGCCUGGCCCGUGAACCGCUCACAGUAUGGCCCGAUGCUGCUUCUACACGGCGGGGACACUGUCUCUGCUGCUGCUGGUGACCAGUGUCACGCUGCUAGUGGCUCGAGUCUUUCAGAAGGCAGUGGACCAGACGAUCGAGAAGAAUAUGGUAUUACAAAAUGGUACCAAGGUCUUUGAUUCCUGGGAGAAGCCCCCUCUACCUGUGUACAUCCAGUUUUAUUUCUUCAAUGUCACCAAUCCAGAGGAGAUCCUCCAAGGAGAAAUCCCCCUGCUAGAAGAAGUGGGGCCGUACACCUACAGGGAGCUCAGGAACAAGGCAAACGUUCAGUUUGGAGAAAAUGGAACAACCAUAUCUGCCGUCACCAAUAAGGCAUAUAUUUUUGAACGAAACCAGUCUGUUGGAGACCCUACCGUUGACUUGAUUAGAACAAUAAAUAUUCCUCUGUUGACUGUUGUGGAAAUGGCCCAGCAGCCCUUCCUCAGGGAGAUCAUCGAGGCCAUGCUGAAAGCUUAUCAGCAGACGCUGUUUGUCACUCACACUGUACAUGAACUGCUCUGGGGCUACAAAGAUGAGGUCUUGUCGCUCGUCCAUAUUUUCAGACCUGACGUCUCCCCUAACUUUGGCCUGUUCUAUGAGAGAAAUGGAACUAAUGAUGGGGAGUAUGUUUUUCUGACUGGAGAGGACAAUUACCUGAACUUUACAAAAAUUGUGGAGUGGAAUGGAAAAACGUCGCUGGACUGGUGGACCACGGACACGUGCAAUAUGAUCAACGGGACAGACGGAGAUUCUUUUCACCCAUUAAUAAGCAAGGAUGAGGCUCUGUACAUCUUCCCAUCUGACUUCUGCAGGUCGGUCUACAUAACUUUCAGUAGCUUUGAGAACGUAGAAGGACUGCCUGCUUUUCGGUAUAAGGUGCCUGCAGAAAUACUAGCCAAUUCCUCCGAAAACGCUGGCUUCUGUAUACCCGAGGGAAACUGCAUGGACGCGGGAGUGCUGAACGUCAGCAUUUGCAAGAAUGGUGCGCCCAUUAUCAUGUCUUUCCCACACUUUUACCAAGCCGACGAGAAGUUCGUUUCGGCCAUAAAAGGCAUGCGUCCAAAUAAGGAAGAACAUGAGUCAUUUGUGGACAUUAAUCCUUUGACUGGAAUUAUUUUAAGAGGGGCCAAGAGAUUCCAGAUCAACACUUACGUUAAGAAACUGGAUGACUUUGUUGAAACGGGAAACAUUAGGACUAUGGUUUUCCCAGUGAUGUAUCUCAAUGAGAGUGUUCUCAUUGACAAAGAGACUGCAAGUCAACUGAAGUCUGUGAUUAACACAACUUUGAUUGUCACCAACAUACCCUACAUCAUCAUGGCACUGGGCGUGUUCUUUGGCUUGAUUUUCACGUGGCUGGCGUGUCGAGGACAGGGGUCUACAGAUGAGGGAACUGCAGAUGAAAGGGCACCCCUCAUACGGACCUAAUGGGACUUACCUGUUGCCUGAGCUUGGUGAGAGAAUGUGAGAACUGACCUGACCUGGACCAGGACAGGGAAAAGCCUGCAUCCUCACGGGCUCCUGACCUGUCAAGAAGGGAGUGAAGCCGCAGCACUGGCACGCGAGAAGACCCUCCUGGACAGAGGGGACCGAGCAGGUGACAUGGCUGGCAAUUACGCUUUAUAAAAUCAUGUCUCUGAAACUGUGUCAAUGUGUCUUAGGGAGUAUUUAAUAAAUUGUGUAGAAACCUUUUGUGAUUGGGCUCUGGGAGCUGUGGGGAUUUUGUAACCCCUGUUGUAGAUACAGUGUCUGAGUCACUUGUUAAUGUUAACUUGGCCUGACCCGAUUCAGUAUGCCUCACUCUCCAAACUUUGUGUUUAAAAUAUGUAUGCGUUUCUGUUGUUGUUCUCCGUUCACCUCCUUACGAAGAAAGAUGUGGUUACCCAGGGUAGAGUGAUAGCUCCAUACAGUGUACCAAGCAAAUGGGUUUGAUUUCCUUCUCCAAAACAUUACAUUUUGCAUCUUGCUCAAGUCUUCAGGAAAAUAACUCAAGUCUUCUGACCAUUUUAUAGUGUGUAGGAAUCAAGUGUGGGAAGGGCAGGGUGGGGUGGGGUCUGUAAGUAGAUAGCGUUGAGCUCCUGAGGACUUUUACUUGUGCUUUUGUGAAGCAAGAGGUUGCACCAGGAAUGUUGGUGAGGGUAAGACAGAUGUCUCAUCUAGAACAGAGCUCAGUGUUAGUUAUCGCAUCUGUAGGCUAACUGUAGUCAAAGAUGUCUGAAUGCAGACUAUGCUGCUGAGAGAACAGAAUCAAUGACUUCUACCCCCAGGCGUUUCUGCUACAUAGGACAGUGACAUGGAGUGACAGUGAUUGCAAAUAUUGAGGGGUUAUUUGUAAAAUGAUGAACAGUGGAAGUCUGUCUGCCCAUAGCUUACAUUACAGACAGAUCCAGGAAGUCUGCACAGGUCAGAGAGGCAUUUCUUCUGGACCCAGCCAGUAUUUGUGGCUCCCUAUCACUAAGUGCCCUCUGCUUCCUGUGACAAUCAUUUUUUCUGACAGAGCUGAACGUGUUAGACUGCUAGACAGAAGGCACUUCAGAUGAGGAGUCGUGAGAUGACGCCAAGCUGCUUCUCUUUGGAAGGCACUGGCUUCUGGUGUAGGGCUAAGGACAUCAGUGUCACAACUGUCAAACCUCAGCUAUCCUGGAGGGCAGUGUCCAUGAUUCUCAGAGUUUACUGGUUUGGUUGUUUUGGUUUGGUUUGGUUUUUGAGACACGGUUUCUCUGUGUAGCCCUGGGUGUCCUAGAACUUGCUCUGUAGACCAGGCUGGCCUCGAACUCACAGAGGUCUGCCUGCCUCUGCCUCUUGAGUGCUGGGAUUAAAGGCUUACAUCACUGAUUUUUUUCCCCCCAAGAAACCCUAUACAUCAUCUGACUAGCUGCUUAUAGAAUUUCCUGAAAACUGAAUUUCAGUGUAUUUUUAAAAAUGUAAAACCUGAGAUGUCACGUACAUAUUGGAAGUGAAACAUUGCUUUAAUAUACAGGCCCAAGUUUCCCUCUCUUUACCCAGAAGCAAUAAACAGUGUUUCCCUUUAAAAAAAAUAAUUGAUAUUUUUGAAACAGGACAUUUUUUUAUGCCCUGACUGUUCUGGAACUCACUAUGUAAACUAGGCUGUCCUUGAACUCUCAGAGAUCUGCCUGCCUCUGUGUCAUGAGUGCUGGGAUCUGCGAGCCACCAUGUUUGGCUGAUGUUUCCCUUCUAGAAGAGACAAUUUGUUAAAUUUUCACCUUUCCUGCUAAUCAAAGUAGAAAUAUUAGAGACCCCAAGGCACCAAAAUGUGAAACUAAAUUGAGAAUAUCUGACCUUUAGUGAUGACAGAUAUCUUUAGACCGUAUCAAUAUUUAAGUAGGUGGUUGGCAUAUCUCAGUCUUCGUGCCUCGUGACAGGGUCUCGCUCUGGAACUCACUGUGUAGGAUAGGUUGACCUUGAGUCUAUGGUGAGUCUGUCUCAGCCUCCCAAGUGCUGAGAUUACAGGCAUGCACUACACCUGCCCGUCUCUGUGCAACUACUUAUCCACACUAAUACAUCGAGGAUUAAUCAUUUCCAGGAUGUAACCAUCUCUGCGGAGAUCUUUAAACACAGAAGUUGUGGUAGUUAAUGAUGCACAUAGACUGAAUCGCACAUAGAGAAGGAGAACAAAACCAGAUUAACCCUUUAUUAGUGCCAUGGUUCUUAAUUGCAGUGGUUCAUUUGGUAUUUUCUUUCUAAAGGGUCCGCGGCGAACCCACAAGGCACAGUCAGAAUUAUAGGUUGAUUAACAAUAAAUGUAUCCAUUCGGCGUGUGGCUGAAAAGCUGUUCUCUGUGUUCACUCUUUUGAGGGCAUUACCCUGGACAGGUCCCAAAGGCUGUGGUCACACCACAGGGUAGCAGGGGACUGGGAGAGCACAGGGUGGGGGAUGGGCAUUUCCACAUAGGCUCUAGGCUCGGGAAGCUUUACAUCCUUGUGUUCUACAAAGAUCACUAAUGGUCAAAUGGGACAAGCACUACACAACUAACCCCUAUUGGGGUUUUUGCUUAAGGGGGAUAAUUUUUUAACUUGUUGUUUGCCGUGUGAAUUCUUCGAAAGGCCCUCUGAGCGUUCAUUGUUACUGGUGUGAAUCGCUUGUGCCUGGCUUUAAAAAGGCUGACCAGAAUGUUCUUCAUGUAGCUUACAGCGUUGGUUCGUUUGCUGUGCUUCCUGACCUGGUUUUAUUUCUACCCAUAAUACAAUGAACUGUUUCACUAAUUAAAGAACGUUUCUAUAAAGUU